Messenger RNA from Phytophthora infestans T30-4, 1541 nucleotides. RefSeq lists its product as uncharacterized. Gene Ontology annotation, molecular function: phosphatase activity. Bases 27 to 1541 code for a protein of 504 amino acids. NCBI's taxonomy places the organism in Eukaryota, Oomycota, Peronosporomycetes, Peronosporales, Peronosporaceae. Gene Ontology annotation, biological process: dephosphorylation. The record is from RefSeq and is a predicted model, not a curated record. The transcript has 6 exons.
CAGGGAGACGGAUGAGUUUGACGAAAAUGCGCCUCGCUGUGCUAAUUACCGCGCUAGUCGGAGCGCCCGUAGUAAGCUCUGACCCUUAUGAUGGCUGGGCACCGCACCGCUACUGCAACGACAUGGACGGCAUCGACGCCACGCGCAUUCCGCCUCUCACGCGUGAACAGGCCGAACGUGUGGAGUCUCUGGAGCAGGUGCAGAUCAUCGCACGUCAUGGUGCACGCGCACCUUACGCUAGGCUUUUCUGCUGGGACGCGCACAAGCACAACCCCAUGAACGCCAAAUGGGACUGCACCACCACAUCCGUCUCGUCCCAGGACAUCAGUCCAGAUGACCACACGAAGGGGUUCGGACGCUUGUACCGUAAGUCGUACAUGGACGGCCACAACAUCCUUAAGGGUGACUGCGUCAUUGGUGGGUUGCUCCCGCUUGGACAUCAGCAGCACAAGACCAACGGACGGUUUCUUCGUGACGCCUACGUGGGUGACGGCGCACUCAAGCUCUUCCCCACGGCUAACUUAUCGCACCUGGAGUUGAGCGAGAUUUACCUCCGCAGUGACGAUCAAGAGCGUACACUGGGGUCGGGUCAAGCCUUGAUCGAUGGACUUUUCCCAGUAGACGGCACAAUGUCCCUACAGCUUCACCGCAUGCUGAUGUGGAAUGUUGCUGAUAUCUCGGUGGACUACAUUAAUGCCAACGAGAACAUUUGUCCGUUCAUGGGUCACAUCGGAGAGCUAUCCAACGAAUCGCCAGAGUUCUGGGCCCACCUCCGCGAUCCUGUUACCGUCGAAAUCGAGCACCAUUUCAAUGACCUCGUCGGUAAUUUUUCUUGGAGCUCCGCGUUGGAGUGUCUAAGCACAGCUCGCUGCAAUGGUCUGGAGCUGCCAACAGGAAUUGAUGAGGAAACAUUCACCAAGACGUAUCAUGAGGUGGAGGUGCGCCAGAGUAUCUUUCUGACGUACAACGACUCGUGGUAUGCCAAGCUUGCCAUGCAACCACUGGCUCAUGACAUGCUCACACGACUUGACGGUGUACUGAUUGGCGAUUCGGACGCGUACAAGCUCUCAGUCACGAUGGCUCACGAUUCAACCAUCAUGCCGUUCCUGGCAGCAUCAGUUAAGGAGAACUGGGACCGCCUUUGGACUCCGUACGCGGGCAUGCUGGUGAUUGAAGUAUACAAGACGAAGAGUGGCUCACACGCAGUUCGAAUGAUCUUCCAUGGAGAGCCUCAACAUAUUCCUGAAUGUCGCGACACUUUGUGCGAUAUCGAGGAGUUUAUCGAGGCUUUUGCCUUCGCUCGCAGCCCACGUACUGUGCACGACUGCAAGCUGCCCAAGAAGAAGAAACACAAAGGCCAUUCGUCAAACCUAAUGACCACAAUGGCUGAUACGGGCUCCCAAGCCUCUGACUACGUCGGAAGCUACUUGCUGCUGGGACUGGUGGGCGUUGCUGGACUGCUCGCCUUGCGUGCAAAGGGUCGACGCAACUGCCUGCGCGAAGUCCGCAGCGAUGACGAAACGAUCUCCCUUCUCCCUUAA